Messenger RNA from Phyllostomus hastatus (greater spear-nosed bat), 2089 nucleotides. It is a transcript of the gene GP5, whose product is annotated as glycoprotein V platelet. The transcript has 2 exons. Lineage: Eukaryota; Metazoa; Chordata; Mammalia; Chiroptera; Phyllostomidae. Gene Ontology annotation, cellular component: extracellular matrix. Bases 32 to 1744 code for a protein of 570 amino acids. Gene Ontology annotation, molecular function: protein binding. The record is from RefSeq and is a predicted model, not a curated record.
UUGGGGUGCAGCAGCAUUUCAGGUUUCAGACAUGCCGAGGAGCACCCUGCUGUGCGCGGUGCUCUCGCUGCCGUGCGCGGUGCUCGCGCUCCUGCACGCCCAGCCCUUCCCCUGCCCGCCCGCCUGCAAGUGUCUGUUCCGGGACACCGCGCAGUGCUCCGGGGGCAACGUGGCGCGCGUUGCCGCCCUUGGCCUGCCCACCAACCUCACGCACCUCCUGCUUUUCCAAAUGGGCCAAGGCACCUUGCAGAACCACAGCUUCAGGGGCAUGACGGUCCUACAGCGCCUGAUACUGUCAGACAGCAACAUUUCCGCCAUCGCCCCCGGCGUCUUCAACGACCUGAUAAAACUUAAAACGCUGAGGUUGUCGCGCGACAAGAUCACUCAUCUUCCAGGUGCGCUCUUGAAUAAGAUGGUGCUGCUGGAACAGUUGUUUUUGAAUCACAAUGCGCUGAAGAUCAUUGACCAAACCAUGUUUCAAAAACUGGUUAACCUGCAGGAGCUCUCUUUAAAACACAAUCAACUCGUUUUCCUUCCUGCUAGGCUCUUCACACCUCUGGGGAACCUGAGAUUGUUGGAUUUAUCGGAAAACAAUUUGACUUACCUGCCCAAGGGAUUGCUUGGGGCACAGGUUAAGCUUGAGAGACUUCUGCUCCACUCGAACCGGCUCAUCUCUCUGGAUUCGGGGCUACUGGAUAGCCUGCGCUGCCUGAUGGAGCUGCGGCUCGACAGAAACCACCUCCGUUCCAUCGCUCCAGGGGCCUUCGACCGGCUCCACAACCUGAGCAGUUUGACUGUUUCCAGAAACCAGCUCGAGUUCCUGCCCACCGCGCUCUUUCUCCAUUUGCACAAUUUGACCUUCUUGACCCUGUUCGAGAACCCGCUGGAAGAGCUCCCGGAGGUGCUCUUCGGGGAGAUGGAGGGCCUGCAGCAGCUGUGGCUAAAUGGCACCCAGCUGCGCACCCUGCCCGCGGCAGUCUUCAGCAACUUGAGCCGCUUGUCUGCGUUAGGGGUGACCCUGAGCCCGCGUCUGAGCGCGCUCCCAGGGGGCGCCUUCCGCGGCCUCGGCAACCUCCGGGUGCUCGCUUUGCACUCCAAUGGCCUGGCUUCUCUCCCCGACGGCCUGCUGCGAGGCCUCGGCGAGUUGCGCCAAGUGUCGCUGCGCCACAACAAGCUGCGGGCCCUGCCCCGCGCGCUCUUUCGCGACCUUCGCAGCCUGACGGAGGUCCAGCUUGACCAUAACCAGCUGGAGACCAUGCCUGGUGAUGUGUUUGGAUCUCUGCCCCGACUGGAGGAGGUCUCUUUGGGGCACAAUCCCUGGCGCUGCGACUGUAGCCUGCGGCCGUUUCUGGCAUGGCUACGACAGCACCCGGGCCUCCUGGGCAGAGCCGAGCCCCUGAAGUGCCACGGCCCUGGGCCGCGCGCUGGCCUGCCCCUCCAGGAGCUGCAGGACAGUGACCUGGAGUGCCCGAGCACCCUGGGUGGGUCUCCCCACCCUCCAUCCCCGACCCGGCCGGCCCUGCAGGUGGCCCUCGGCCCCCCAUAUUUGGUGCCCAAUAGCUCAGAACCCUGGGCAUUGGCCCAGCCUGUAGCCGAGGGAAAGGGCCAAGACAAUAGCCUGUUCUGGGGUCUUUAUUUUCUGCUUUUAGCUGCUCAGGCCGUAGUAACUGGGGUCAUUGUGUUUGCUAUGAUUAAACUCGGCCGGCUCUUUCCAAAAUUAAUCAGAGAGAAAGUUCUUGGUUGAGUCAAUAAAAAAAAAACCCUCCACUUAAUUAAAACAUGACCAGAAUAUUGUUAGAUGUGGUUCUGGGAGAAUCCAGACAGGCUGUCUCUGUCUUCCUUUCUCAUCUCCCUGUGGCCCUCUCCUCUCCCCCAUAUCCCGCCUCUCUGCCUCCUCCUCCUACGUCCCUUUUCGCAGAAUAACCUUUACAUUUGUAAAUUGUGACUGCUUGCUUUACUUUAUCCUUCCUUCCUCUCUGUGGUCCUGGGGAUGUGGAUUGUGUUUACCUCAUCCUUGUGACUUUGUGCCCAGUUGGAGAGAGGGGUCUCUUCAACGUUUCUGAGGAAGGGUGAAGAUGAGCCAGCCAGU